GUGGUGGUCACGUGGUUGUUUUGGCGUGUGUGUGUGUGUGUGUGUGCGGGGGGUGAUGAUAGUGUUUGGAGACAGGGACGUCACAUCAACCGUCAGGCUAACGACAGCUACAGCAGCACACACACACACACACACACACGAUGGAAUUCAACGUGAAGAAGCUAGCGUGUGGUGCGGGAGUGUUCUUCUCACGAGCCGUGCAGUUCACAGAGGAGAAGCUGGGUCAGGCAGAGAAGACCGAGCUGGACGCUCAUUUUGAAAACCUGAUGGGCCGUGCAGACUGCACCAAACUCUGGACUGAGAAAAUCUACAGACAGACAGAAGUCCUGCUGCAGCCCAACCCCAUUGAUCACACUGGUGCCAGAAUUGAAGAGUUUCUCUAUGAAAAGUUGGACAGGAAGGCCCCGUCCAGGAUUACCAAUGGAGAGCUGCUCGGUCAAUAUAUGCAGGAUGCAGCAGAGGAGUUUGGUGCGGGGAGUCCAUAUGGGAGCACUUUAAUCACAGUGGGAGACUGUGAGAGAAGAUUAGGAGCAGCAGAGAGGGAUUUCAUCCGGACAUCAAGCAUCAGCUAUCUCACCCCCCUGAGGAACUUCCUGGAAGGAGACUGGAAGACCAUUUCAAAAGAACGGCGUCUUCUGGAGAAUCUGCGUCUGGACCUGGAUGCGUGUAAGGCUCGUCUGAAGAGGGCCAAGAUGAGCGAGGCUAAAGCUGCGAUGGCUCCAGAUUUUCAGGAGACCAGACCCCGCAAUUAUGUGCUGUCUGCCAGUGCCUCUGCGCUGUGGACAGAGGAAGUGGAAAAAGCUGAACAUGAACUCCGAGUGGCACAAACAGAGUUUGACCGUCAGGCAGAAGUCACACAGCUGCUUCUGGAGGGCAUUAGCAGCACACACGUGAACCACCUGCGCUGCCUGCAUGAGUUUGUUGAGGCUCAGGCUGCUUACUAUAAGCAGUGUCAUUUCCACAUGCAAGAGCUCCAGAAAGAGCUGGAAAGGCUUCCCAAUGCGUUUGCACUGAACUCCAGUCAUUCCACGGCGGCUGCUGCUGCUGCUGCUGCUGCUGGUGGCGGUGGUGGCGGUGGUGGCGGUGGUGGUGCAGCUGAAGACAUCAGCAGCCCUGUGGACAAAGAUACACUGAAGAUUGAGGAGGUUCAGGCUCCAGCUACAGGCACCCGCAAAGCCAAAGUCCUUUAUGAUUAUGAUGCGGCUGACUCCAGUGAGCUCUCCCUUCUAGCUGACGAGCUGAUCACAGUUUACACGCUGCCGGGGAUGGACUGUGACUGGCUGAUCGGAGAAAGAGGAAAUCAGAAAGGAAAAGUACCUGUGACAUACUUGGAGCUCCUCAGCUAAACAACACACACACACACACACACACAUCCAACUCAGAGCUUAAUGCAAUAUAUUCACACUGAAACAUCACAUUGUGAUGGAGACGCUGUUACAGUGAGGACAGAGGGUUUAUUAUUGAUUUGCUGUUUGUGUUUUGUUUGGUUGAAGCUGCCUUUGUUCAGAGAUGUUCAGGACGAUGAAAAACAAACUAUGAAGUGACUUCAAAACACUCAGGAUAUGUUUGAUAUUUAACUGGUUUAUUUAACCCUGGGUUUUCAAAGUGAGCGUCCACAUAUAAAACAGUAGGAAAUGAGUUUGUUUUGGUUUGUAAAGUGAGUCUAAACCUUUAUUUAUUGCAGUGCGACUGGUGCAGAUGAAAACCAGGUUGACUUCUGUAGGAAAACACCAACAAUAACAUGACGAGUUAUAGGUCUCCAAGCAUUAUAAUGCAGAGUCAUACAUGCAGCCAUCACUUCUGUUUCUUGUGGCCACAUGUUUUUUGUCCACACGUCACAUCCAGCGUGAUGAUAUAUAAUCUGGAUGUAAUCUGUAUGUAAUCUGGAAAAACAGAGACAGCAGCAAACAUUCAACAUUAAGAACACUGACGUCUCUGUGAAUCUGCAGAUCAUGAGAGAAACUCAUGAGCUUUAGAUGCCGUUUCUCCAGUUCUUAGUGUGAUGUUUAUUUAUAUAUUUAUUUAUUUAGUUAGUGUGAUAAACUCUGAUUUUGUUUGUUGAUAGUGAAACAUUCUCUCUCUCUCUACAGUCAACAGUGAUGUAAUUGGUCAGUAUUUCAGCUGUUGACUGGUUCUAAUCUGUUUAUGAACGUAUGAACUUGAAAUGCGUUCCAUUUCUAGUCGUAGCUCACAAUUUAAAACAAAAGAUCUGAUAUAAACAUGUGGGGGUUCAGCAUCUGUUACCAUGGUGAUUUAGCUUGAUAAAAAGUGACAAAACCCAAGGUUAAACCCAAAGUUAUCUGUAUAACUUUAAGUCCUGCAUGUCGUAGUGUGUAACCACUGACAAAGCCCUCACUUAUCUUUAGGCUUUACUUUGAAAUCGUGGUGAGCUCAGUGCAGGAACAGUCAUCUGUGAUGUAAACAUGAAUGUCUGUGUGUGGUUGUAUGACGAGCUGUGUCCCUG
Messenger RNA from Solea senegalensis (Senegalese sole), 2464 nucleotides. Its product is annotated as endophilin-B2-like. Gene Ontology annotation, cellular component: membrane; cytoplasm. The transcript has 12 exons. NCBI's taxonomy places the organism in Eukaryota, Metazoa, Chordata, Actinopteri, Pleuronectiformes, Soleidae. The record is from RefSeq and is a predicted model, not a curated record. Gene Ontology annotation, molecular function: protein binding. Gene Ontology annotation, biological process: membrane organization. Bases 141 to 1346 code for a protein of 401 amino acids.